Molecule: messenger RNA, 2243 nt
Organism: Rhinichthys klamathensis goyatoka
Lineage: Eukaryota; Metazoa; Chordata; Actinopteri; Cypriniformes; Leuciscidae
Gene: alg2
Product: ALG2 alpha-1,3/1,6-mannosyltransferase
Exons: 3
Coding region: 133-1341 (402 amino acids)
Molecular function (GO): alpha-1,3-mannosyltransferase activity; GDP-Man:Man(1)GlcNAc(2)-PP-Dol alpha-1,3-mannosyltransferase activity
Source: RefSeq, a predicted model, not a curated record
AUUGAUGAUGUGUACAGAGUAGGGCAGACAUUUUGGCUCAAUCAGGAAGCCAGUUUCACUAAAUCGCGAACUUUGAGCUAUAUUUGAUCAUUCAUACAGACACCUGACGGUAAAGGUUCUGGUCAGAACAGGAUGGUUCGGGUGGUGUUUCUGCACCCUGAUCUGGGUAUAGGUGGAGCGGAGCGUCUGGUGGUGGAUGCAGCUGUAGCUCUGCGAUCUCGCGGCUGCACUGUUCAGAUCUGGACGGCACACUAUGACCCCCAGCACUGCUUCUCUGAGACUCUCUCACCUGACCUGCCUGUGCUGUGUGUGGGCGACUGGCUGCCCACCAGUGUGUUUGGUUAUUUCCACGCUCUCUGUGCAUACCUGCGCAUGAUCUACCUAACUCUCUAUCUUGUGCUCUUUAGUGGGGAGGAGUUUGAUGUUAUUUUCUGUGAUCAGGUUUCAGCAUGUAUUCCCUUUUUACGUUUGGCACGUCACAGGAAGAAAGUCUUAUUCUACUGUCAUUUCCCUGACCAACUACUGACUCAGCGUCGCUCUGCUCUAAAGCGGCUAUAUCGCGGCCCCAUCGACUGGUUUGAGGAACUGACCACAGGCAUGGCCGAUCGAAUUUUGGUCAACAGCCAGUUCACGGCAGAAGUCUUCAAACAGACGUUCCCCAAACUAGCUGAGAUCCACACCGACGUCCUCUAUCCCUCUCUGAACUCUGCAGCUUUCAAUGAUGAAGUGGAGGAUCUCAGCGGGCUGCUCCCUGAAGGGCGAAGCUUCCUCUUUCUGUCAAUCAACCGCUAUGAACGCAAGAAGAACCUGCCGUUGGCGCUGCAAGCGUUAGCGGUCCUGAAGGAGCGUCUGUCUACGGGGGAAUGGGAGCGUGUGCAGCUUGUAAUGGCGGGGGGUUACGAUGAACGCGUGGUUGAGAAUGUAGAGCACUACGAAGAGCUGCGCUCACUAGUGGCCUCUCUUGGCCUGGAGGACCAUGUCACAUUCCUGCGCUCUUUUUCAGACAAACAGAAACUGUCUUUGCUGCACAGCAGCACUUGUGUACUGUACACCCCCAGCAAUGAACACUUUGGCAUUGUACCCAUUGAAGCCAUGUACUCACGUUGCCCCGUUAUUGCAGUUAACUCGGGUGGACCGCUAGAGUCUGUGGCCCAUGACGAAACAGGCUUCCUCUGUGAACCCACCCCCGAGUGCUUCUCCGAAGCAAUGCAGAAGUUUGUUUCAGACCCUAAACUCAAGCAGCGUAUGGGACAGGCUGGCAGAGAGCGGGUACAGCAGCGCUUUUCGCUGCAGGCCUUUACUGAGCAGCUCUACAGUCAUAUCACCAACCUUACCCAAUAACCAAUUAUGACAUCAUAAAGGCCACUCCGCUUCGGACCAGCACACGGAUGCAUCCUACCUGUCCGGUUGCCGUGGAGGGACUAAUGAAAGUAUGUCGUCACUAAUGAAAGAAAAGAGCAGCAGGAGUUAACAUGGCUUAAGAGUAUAAUACAAGCCUUGAAGAAUGUGGAGCACUCGUCCGACCGAGAGGGUAAUGAAUUAUUGUGCGCCAGCCACAUUGAUCAAGCUGGUCACUGCGAGGCCUGAGGACCGUAUGUGUGUGCAUUUUUUUAUGCCGAAGGACCAUUAGAGAGUUUCUCGGACAGAAAUCGAUAGAGAAGUUUCUGUGCCCUGCUCUGUUCACCAGUGUCUAUGCUUUUGUUUAGUGAUAACAAUAGAGGAUGUUACGAGUUAUUAAAGUCUCAAACUAAAGAUGCUCAUAAUAAGGUUGUUUGAGUAGAAAAGAAGUUUUCCUAGGACACUGAAGGUCAUAUGCUGUAUUGGGUUUGAGGUUGUUACUGAUUGUGUAUCUCCUCAUGCUAUUGAUACAAGACCAAAGCCCAGAUUAAAUGAGAUGCUGUGUCGUGUUUGACUUUGUCAUUUGAAGCUUUUCUUUUUUUGUAUACAUUGGAUACAGACUGACCAGACAGAACAGUGGCCUAUUUACUUCAAAUUAAAACAGAUCACUGUUGUGUUAACAUUUUUUGUUUUAUUUAAUUUGACCAACCGUUUUGUAUUUUUGAGCAUUUUAUUUUCAAAUUUUCCAAAACCCCAUUUUUGGGAUAGUUAAUCUAAAAUGAAAAUCCUUUCAUUAUUUAAUCACCCUCAUGUUGUUUCAAACUUGCAUGACUAACUUUCUUCUGCUAAACAAAGAAAUUUCAACUGUUUUUGUGCAUAUAAUAAAAUACGUUUUUUGGACCCCA